Molecule: messenger RNA, 444 nt
Organism: Penicillium nucicola
Lineage: Eukaryota; Fungi; Ascomycota; Eurotiomycetes; Eurotiales; Aspergillaceae
Exons: 2
Coding region: 1-444 (147 amino acids)
Source: RefSeq, a predicted model, not a curated record
AUGAAUCAGCUCAGGGAUGCCAAAGUCUCGCUUGAUAUGAACAAGGUUGCCAAUUUCGUCGGAUCCGAGUUCACUGUAAAUGCCCUGAGAAGCCGAAUUUGCGCCCUCAAGAGAAUUGCGGAGGGAGGCUCUCCGGAGAACAGCGAAUUUGCUACUCCUACCAAUACACCGCAGAAAGGGAAGACUGCUUCACGCACCCCAUCAAAGAAGAAGCAAAAGAUUGUCCCUGACGAGGACAACAACAGCGAGAAUACUCCCUCUGACCAGCCUCGUGUUGUUAUUGAUCUGGUGAAGAAAGAGUUCGCUUCACCCAAGGCCGAGAAGAAAGAGGAACUCACUCACGACUUGGAUACAAUCAAUAAGUAUGAAGACAUGGGAGAGGAGGAGGAGGACAAGCUGGACGUCAAAGAUGAGAUUGACUAUGAUCCUUUCUUUGAGAUUUAG